Messenger RNA from Neurospora tetraspora, 1815 nucleotides. RefSeq lists its product as uncharacterized. The record is from RefSeq and is a predicted model, not a curated record. NCBI's taxonomy places the organism in Eukaryota, Fungi, Ascomycota, Sordariomycetes, Sordariales, Sordariaceae. The coding region runs from base 1 to 1815 and encodes 604 amino acids. The transcript is spliced from 4 exons.
AUGACGGCCUCAUCAACCAACAGCCGCUCCCUCCUCCUCAGCGGUCUCCUCCUUCUCCUCGGUUCAGCCGCAGCAGCGCCAGCGGCAGCUCCCAUCGUGUCCUUCCAGCAGUCCCCCAACUCAAACCACGCCACCACCGCCUCCUUCCUCACCGACGACAACCUCCCCGCCGGCUGCACCAACACCUCCCUGCACGGUUUCCAAUGGACCGUGUCCGACUUCCACUACUCCUCCGAUUUGAUAUACACCACGCCCUCGCACCGCAUCAACGGCGCCACGGUCCGGUUUAAUUUGACUAGCAACGCGCUGCCGGAGUUGAACGUGUACUGCGAUGCUUAUAGCAGUGAUUUUUCGGUUCCGUUUUAUGGGCAGAGGGUUUAUAAUUGUAGCACGGUUGUGAAUUCAAGUGCCACUGAUGAUGGGAGUGAUGGUGGGAGUGGGCGGUUCAAGACGCAGUUUCGGUAUUGGUAUGGUAGUAGUCAGAGUGUGGAGGUGAGGCAGACUUGGGAGUGUGAUGAUUUGGAGGGGCCGGGGGAUAUGGCCAUCUUCUCCGCCAACGGCACUUCUGCCGAGCAGACCCCCAACUGCACCUUCGAGGAGCACCAGACGCCCCCCGCCGAGUGGAAGAAUGGCGAUACCUACUACUGGAAUGCCGAGGCUUGCACUCUCCCCGAGUUUUCGUUUGCGCCGUCUGAGCUUCAGGUGUUUGCACCUCCAUACUACCCGCCUUCCAUCUCCGAACAGAUCACCGACCAGUUCCUCUCCGACUCCUCGUACCUGCAAGACGAACGGGCCGAACUCAGUCGAGAACUCGGGCACGAAGUCAUCGUCGAAGCCGACUGGCAGCGUUUACUGGACGAAUACGGCGAGCAAAACGGCCCCACAAUCGUCAGAUCGGCCACCUACAUCCUGGGUAAAUGGUGUAUGGAGCUGCGCUUGAUUCUUGAUCGCGCGGAAAUGGAUGACUGGUUGAUCAAGCUUCUCACCCGCCUGGUCGAAGCCGGGGGGAAGCUGAGGGUCAUGCUGGACGUGUGGGAGGAUGUUAAAUUGGGUACCAGCUGGUCCGAAGAGAGGGGUGGUUUCUUCGUGCACUUGCCGAAGCAUUUCUUGUUCGUGAGAAGGGCCUGGAAUAAGGGAGAGGACGUGCUUUCCGAGGAGUUCAAGAAGAGUUUGUUGUCGUGUUUCCAGGCGACGGAAAAGGGAAAGGAGGACUCGAAACCCGAGCCGGGGAAGGGAGCGGGAACGGCGACGGAGUUGGAGUCGGGGUUGGAGCAGCUUAGUGUGAGGGAUGAGACGGGUGCGGCUGAAGCUGCUUCGGCCGCUGCUUGUAAGACAAAGCCGACUACCGCGAACUCGAAGACGACCACGACCUCAUCCGCGUCCUCUACCCAGCCAAAGCCAACCACCUUCCCAACCGUCGCCUCCCUUCCGUCGCUCGCCGAAAUCUGCUCGAAACCGCCCUACCAUAUCACCAUCCAGGACAGCUCAAACUCAAAUCCUGGUUGGAUCAGCAUCCUUGGGAGUCAUGGCGCUUCGCUCAAGCUCAUUGACCAGUACAUCAGCAAAUGGACCCCAGACGUUGUCAUGGAGAGCGAGGAUAAACCGCCGCAUGUGACCAUUGAUCGCGUGGUGAAUGGGGCGGUGAGUACGCUGAUGGUCAGGAAAAUGGUCCAAGGAGCGGGAGCAAAGAGGCGGCAGUCAGUGACGGUGCCGGUGGUGUUGGCGAUAGUGGAAGGAACGCUGGGCUAUGAGGUCGUGUGGCAGGGAAGCGGGGAGUAUAGGUUGAGGAGAGAUGCGCCGUUUGUGUAUGAGUGA